AAUUGGUAAUGAGAAAGAUAGAGUGAAAAAAACAAGUAGUGCUUCAAAAUAUAUGCUGUGAUGGGUGCUGAAGCCACACCUCCAACGGUGGCACCAUUGAACUCACAGAGACAAGAGCAUUGGAAACAUUUUGAUGACUCUGUGAAUUCGGUUUAUUUUGGGCUUGUUGCCACUGCCAUCCUCAUUUCAAUGUUUCUUCUUCUGGCCAUCUUUGAGAAGUUUCUUAGGCAAAGAUCAGCUGAAUCCAGUGCUCGAACUUCAAUGGAUCUUGAACAACAAAUGGACUUUGGAGGAAAGCUCGAGAAUCCAAAACCCAAGAUGACCAUUAAUGAGAGAGGUGUAUUAGUGUUGAUGCCUGGCCAGCAGAUUCCUACAGUCAUUGCACUUCCUGCUCCUGCAUCAUGUUGCCCAGAACCAAUCUCAUGGCCUAUGCAACAUAACCCAUGCUUCGCUGCACCUUCAGCAUCAGUGACAGACUAUAAUCUAACGAGUAACUAGAAAAAGAGAUGGUUCAUCCUUUUGGUCUCUGUGGCAACAAUCAUGCUCAUAUAUCAUUCAGCAGUGUGUAAAUUAAUGCCUCUAGAGAGACUCAUCAGUCAUUUGGAUCAUAAAUAACAGAAUGACAUCUUUUUUACCACACAAACGGUUGAUAUCCCUUUUUAUAUGGAUCUGCUACUUAGUGAUCAUGUGAAAUUU
Molecule: messenger RNA, 696 nt
Organism: Gastrolobium bilobum
Lineage: Eukaryota; Viridiplantae; Streptophyta; Magnoliopsida; Fabales; Fabaceae
Exons: 2
Coding region: 61-498 (145 amino acids)
Source: RefSeq, a predicted model, not a curated record